Molecule: messenger RNA, 6571 nt
Organism: Diabrotica balteata
Lineage: Eukaryota; Metazoa; Arthropoda; Insecta; Coleoptera; Chrysomelidae
Source: the annotation of a GenBank genome assembly
AGGGCAAAUAUUAACGCCUUCGGGAAUUUGUCAAUACUCUAAGUCCAAAAUAACCUGUAGGCCUGGACAAAUUUUAUCAGAAUCUGGCGUAUGUAUAUAUCCUCAAACACCAGCAACAACUCCAAGACCCACUUGUCCACCCGGACAAAUCCCAUCUCUAUCUGGAAGUUCUUGCGAAUUUCCAAAAACUCCUCGUCCCACUUACCCAACAGUCCCAACACAACGUCCAUAUUGUCCUUUUGGAACAAGAUUGUCCCCAAGUACCAAUAAAUGUGAACCAAUCCAACAAACUACAGGAUAUAUGUAUCCAACACCAUCAAUAACCUUCCCCACCUCCACACCUAGCCCAAAGUGUAAACCUGGACAAAGCUUAUCCCCAACAGGGAUCUGUGUAUAUCCAAACAAACCUACAUCAACCCCUACUUGCAGGCCGGGUCAAAUUAAAACUAGCACUGGAGUUUGCGAAUACCCUUCCAAAAAGACACCAUGUUCUCCUGGCCAAUUUUUAUCAGAUAAUGGAGAUUGUGUAUAUCCCUCUUCCUCUACUCCUAAACCACAAAUCACUUGCCUACCAGGGCAAAUAUUAACACCUUCGGGAGUUUGUCAAUAUUCUAAGUCCAAAAUCACCUGUAGGCCUGGACAAGUUUUAUCAGAAUCUGGCGUAUGUAUAUAUCCUCAAACACCAGCAACAACUCUAAGACCCACUUGUCCACCCGGACAAAUCCCAUCUUUAUCUGGAAGUUCUUGCGAAUUUCCAAAAACUCCUCGUCCCACUUACCCAACAGUCCCAACACAACGUCCAUAUUGUCCUUUUGGAACAAGAUUGUCCCCAAGUACCAAUAAAUGUGAACCAAUUCAACAAACUACAGGAUAUGUCUAUCCAACACCUUCGAUAACAUUCCCCACCUCCACACCUAGCCCAAAGUGUAAACCUGGACAAAGCUUAUCCCCAACAGGGAUCUGUGUAUAUCCAAACAAACCUACAUCAACCCCUACUUGCAGGCCGGGUCAAAUUAAAACUAGUACUGGAGUUUGCGAAUACCCUUCCAAAAAGACACCAUGUGCUCCUGGCCAAUUUUUAUCAGAUAAUGGAGAUUGUGUAUAUCCCUCUUCCUCUACUCCUAAACCCCAAAUAACUUGCCUACCAGGGCAAAUAUUAACACCUUCGGGAGUUUGUCAAUAUUCUAAGUCUCAAAUCACCUGUAGGCCUGGACAAGUUUUAUCAGACUCUGGCGUAUGUAUAUAUAAUCAAACACCAUCAGCAACUCUAAGACCCACUUGUCCACCCGGACAAAUCCCUCUUUAUCUGGAAGUGCUUGCGAAUUUCCAAAAACUCCUCGCCCCACGUACCCAACAGUCCCAACACAACGUCCAUAUUGUCCAUUUGGAACCAGAUUAUCCCCAAGUACAAAUAAAUGUGAACCUAUCCAACAAACUACAGGAUAUGUCUAUCCAACACCUUCGAUAACAUUCCCCACAUCCACACCUAGCCCAAAGUGUAACCCUGGACAAAGCUUAUCCCCAACAGGGAUCUGUGUAUAUCCAAGUAAACCUACAUCAACCCCUACUUGCAAGCCGGGUCAAAUUAAAACUAGCACUGGAGUUUGCGAAUACCCUUCCAAAAAGACACCAUGUUCUCCUGGCCAAUUUUUAUCAGAUAAUGGAGAUUGUGUAUAUCGCUCUUCCUCUACUCCUAAACCCAAAAUCACUUGCCUACCAGGGCAAAUAUUAACACCUUCGGGAGUUUGUCAAUAUUCUAAAUCCAAAAUCACCUGUAGGCCUGGACAAGUUUUAUCCGAAUCUGGCGUAUGUAUAUAUCCUCAAACACCAUCAACAACUCUAAGACCCACUUGUCCACCCGGACAAAUCCCAUCUUUAUCUGGAAGUUCUUGCGAAUUUCCAAAAACUCCUCGUCCCACUUACCCAACAGUCCCAACACAACGUCCAUAUUGUCCUUUUGGAACAAGAUUGUCCCCAAGUACCAAUAAAUGUGAACCAAUCCAACAUACUACAGGAUAUAUGUAUCCAACACCAUCAAUAACAUUCCCAACCUCCACACCUAGCCCAAAGUGUAAACCUGGACAAAGCUUAUCCUCAACAGGGAUCUGUGUAUAUCCAAACAAACCUACAUCAACCCCUACUUGCAGGCCGGGUCAAAUUAAAACUAACACUGGAGUUUGCGAAUACCCGUCCAAAAAAAUACCUUGUUCUCCUGGUCAAUUUUUAUCAGAUAAUGGAGAUUGUGUAUAUCCCUCUUCCUCUACUCCUAAACCCCAAAUAACUUGCCUACCAGGACAAAUAUUAACACCUUCGGGAGUUUGUCAAUAUUCUAAAUCCAAAAUCACCUGUAGGCCUGGACAAGUUUUAUCAGAAUCUGGCGUAUGUAUAUAUCCUCAAACACCAGCAACAACUCUAAGACCCACUUGUCCACCCGGACAAAUCCCAUCUUUAUCUGGAAGUUUUUGCGAAUUUCCAAAAACUCCUCGUCCCACUUACUCAACAGUCCCAACACAACGUCCAUAUUGUCCAUUUGGAACCAGAUUAUCCCCAAGUACAAAUAAAUGUGAACCUAUCCAACAAACUACAGGAUAUGUCUAUCCAACACCUUCGAUAAAAUUCCCCACUUCCACACCUAGCCCAAAGUGUAAACCUGGACAAAGCUUAUCCCCAACAGGGAUCUGUGUAUAUCCAAGCAAACCUACAUCAACCCCACUUGCAGACCGGGUCAAAUUAAAACUAGCACUGGAGUUUGCGAAUACCCUUCCAAAAAGACACCAUGUUCUCCUGGCCAAUUUUUAUCAGAUAGUGGAGAUUGUGCAUAUCCCUCUUCAUCUACUCCCAAACCUCAAAUUACUUGCCCACCAGGACAAAUUUUAACACCUUUUGGAAUGUGUCAAUAUUCUAAAUCCAAAAUCACCUGUAGGCCUGGACAAGUUUUAUCAGAAUCUGGCGUAUGUAUAUAUCCUCAAACACCAGCAACAACCCUAAGACCUACUUGUCCUCCCGGACAAAUUCCCUCUUUAUCUGGAAGUGCUUGCGACUUUCCAAAAACUCCUCGUCCCACGUACCCAACAGUCGCAACACAACGUCCUUAUUGUCCUUUUGGAACUAGAUUAUCCCCAAGUACAAAUAAAUGUGAACCUAUCCAACAAACUACAGGAUAUGUCUAUCCAACACCUUCAAUAACAUUCCCCACCUCCACACCUAGCCCAAAGUGUAAACCUGGACAAAGCUUAUCCCCAACAGGGAUCUGUGUAUAUCCAAGCAAACCUACAUCAACCCCCACUUGCAGGCCGGGUCAAAUUAAAACUAGCACUGGAGUUUGUGAAUAUCCGUCAAAAAAGACACCAUGUUCUCCUGGCCAAUUUUUAUCAGAUAAUGGAGAUUGUGUAUAUCCCUCUUCCCCUACUCCUAAACCCCAAAUCACUUGCCUACCAGGGCAAAUAUUAACACCUCUUGGAGUUUGUCAAUAUUCUAAAUCCAAAAUCACCUGUAGGCCUGGACAAGUUUUAUCAGAAUCUGGCGUAUGUAUAUAUCCUCAAACACCAGCAACAACCCUAAGACCUACUUGUCCUCCCGGACAAAUUCCCUCUUUAUCUGGAAGUGCUUGCGACUUUCCAAAAACUCCUCGUCCCACGUACCCAACAGUCCCAACACAACGUCCAUAUUGUCCUUUUGGAACAAGAUUAUCCCCAAGUACCAAUAAAUGUGAACCUAUCCAACAAACUACAGGAUAUAUCUAUCCAACACCUUCAAUAACAUUCCCCACCUCUACACCUAGCCCAAAAUGUAAACCUGGACAAAGCUUAUCCCCAACAGGGAUCUGUGUAUAUCCAAACAAACCUACAUCAACCCCUACUUGCAGGCCGGGUCAAAUUAAAACUAGCACUGGAGUUUGCGAAUACCCGUCCAAAAAGACACCAUGUUCGCCUGGUCAAUUUUUAUCAGAUAAUGGAGAUUGUGUGUAUUCCUCUUCAUCUACUUCCAAACCCCAAAUUACUUGCCGUCCAGGACAAAUUUUAACACCUUCUGGAGUUUGUCAAUAUUCCAUGUCCAAAAUUACCUGUAGACCUGGACAAGUUUUAUCAGAAUCUGGCAUUUGUAUAUAUCCCCAACCGCCAACAACUACAUCAAGAACAACGUGCCCUCCCGGUCAAAUUCUAUCCUUGUCUGGUAGUGCUUGCGAGAUUCCAAAAACAUCUCGUCCGACUAUUCCAACAAUCUCCACGCUACGUCCAUAUUGUCCUUUCGGGACAAGAUUGUUUCCCAGUACAAAAAAAUGUGAACCUAUUCAACAAACUACAGGGUAUGUCUAUCCGACACCAUCAGUAACAUUUCCCACUCCAACACAAUGCCCUGCAGGUCAAAUAAAAAAUGUCUUAGGGAAAUGUGAACUUGUGUCUCUAAUUUGUCCUCCUGGUUACAUUAAAACUAGUUUUGGUAAAUGCGAAUCAAUUAAAGCUACUGUAGAUUGUCCUCUAGGGUAUGAAAAAAGUGCUGAAGGGAAUUGCGUACGUUCCAAAUCCACACCUUGUCCUUCUGGUAAAUUUAGAACGCCUUUUGGUGAAUGUAGAGACAUAAAAUGUCCAAACGGUAGUUCUCGAUCACCAAAUGGCCAAUGCACUUAUCCUAAUCCUACAGGCCAACCUACAGACACGAACACCCAUAAUAUUCCAUCUUAUCCUACUGAACAACCUUACAGGCCUCCCACGACCGACGAUGGUUACCACUAUGACAGGCCUGAUCCACCCUUUGAGCUACCUAGCACUGAUAGCUCUGAAAAUAUUCCCGGACCAACAACCGAACAUGAAGGCAUGGAUUCUAAAAUCAAAGAAUCAAUACGUUUACCCGAUCACAAAGAAGAGAACGCUGAAUCUGCCAACAAUAACGACGUCUUUAUUUCCACGAAAAAGCCUACCAGAGGUCCUACGAAAGGACCAACCAGAGGUCCUACCAAAGGACCUACUAGAAGACCUCCACCAGAUACCGGAGACGAAAUCCAAGCCCCAGCAGGUUGUGCUGCCGCCUUGAAAUGUGUCCAAGAGAUUUAUUGUACUGCCGAAGGAGUGGUCUCACCGGUGCCUGUUGUUCUUAGUAAAGAACAGGAAAUUUUGCGAGUUCCGACAACCGCAUGCAGAGACAUAGAAACUGGUAUCUUGGGUAAAUGCUGCCGCGAUCCCAACUACAAAGAUCCAUGGCCAUCUGCAAACCUAGUCGACGGAAUUGAUGAUGGUCAGUACAAAGAAGAUAACUUCUACGGCCAACACCAACUUCUGAACACCAACAGAUUGGCGAGAAAUGCUACCAGAGGAGUAAAAGGAAUCAGAAGGCAGACUGUUAAGAGAGUUGAGGAUGAAAUCAGAGCUGCGCAACCAACUUGUGGAGGAAGGAACUUGAACACAAAUCCAGUGGGGCCAGGACCCUUAGAUGCUAAUUUCGCCGAAUAUCCAUGGCAAGCCAUGAUUUUGAGAGAUACCAACCGCAGCUUACUUUGUGGAGGUGCCAUCAUUGCUAGAGACGCAGUACUCACUGCUGCCCAUUGCAUUGAAGGGUUACAAACGUCCGACGUCCUUGUCAAAGGUGGAGAAUGGAAAUUAGGUAUUGAUGAAGAGCCAUUACCGUUCCAGAUCAUUAAAGUAGCUGCUAUAGUUAGGCAUCCAUCAUACAAACAAGACGGAUACGACUUGGCUAUCUUGAAACUGACGGAGAAAUUCAGAUUAAGCAAGAACGUGGGUACCAUCUGUUUACCGGAUGCAAAGGCUGCACGAGAAUCAUACGGUAACUGUAAAGUUACGGGAUGGGGAAAACGCAUUUUACAAUUGCAUGCUAGAGGCGCCAUAAUGCACCACAUCGAUGCACAGUUAAUCGAUAAGAAGCAAUGUACAGAUACUGUGAAUGAGAAGUUCCAAGAUUCAGCAUCAACGCUUAAAGAUCAUACGUUGUGUGUUACUUCAGAUAUCGAUCAGUGCAAGGUCGAUUACGGUAGUGCUUUAGCCUGUACAAACGACCAAGGUAAAUACGUCCUAUCAGGAAUAUACGCCUGGGAUACAGGCUGCAGACAAGAAGGCCAAAUAGGUGGCUACAUUCCAACGGACGUCAAAUGGGUCGAAGAAAGUCUAAGAAAACCUUUGAAAGAGUUGAGACGGUUAGAUAGAGAAUAUUUGCUCAACAGCAACAAAUAACUUAGCAAAAACGAAUUGUUAUAGUCCUUUGUAGAGAUAUAAGCAUUACUGAAGAGAAACAAUUUUAUAUUACUGUAAAUUUUUGUUAUGUAAAUACUUAUAAUAAACAUGUGAUAGAUGUAUUACAAAUAUCUUCGGACUUUAUUUAUUUAAGGUUUAAGAAUGCCAGUAACUUUUUUGUAUAUUUUUUGUAUUAUUUAAUUUUAACAAAAACUGCCAUAUUGUCUAUUUUGUAAAUUUUCUCUAGCUACCUACUAUGUUAAGUUUGUACGAAAAUUAAAAAGGGAAUAAACAGCAAUUAAUAAUUUUCUACCAGUUUUGAUUCUAAAUGUAGCUUAAAUGUUAAACAAAAUAGGUUAAGUGUAAUAUAAUAAAAAUAUAGGUACCUA